AUGAAAAUAAGUGUUACUGAAAAUAACUCUGAAAAUUAAGGAUUUUUAAAGCAAUCACAAUUUUUUUAGCAACUCGAAGUUGAAAUAAUUAAGUAAUUUUAACUUAGCAUAGGAUUGAAUUUUUAAUAAGAAAUAUUUGUUCGAUUUUUAUAUUUUCUUAUGGGCAAUUUAAUUGAGAAACUAAAAUCAUUUUUUUCAACUUCAAAACUUGAAGUAUGCAUGGUUGGAUUGGAAAAUGUAGGAAAAACUACUAUGUUGAAUUAACUUUCUAUGGGGGAUCCUUCAUUCACAGUACCUACAGUGGGAUUGAAUGUCAGGACUGUAAAAAAAGGAGGAGUGACAAUGAAAAUUUGGGAUAUUGGAGGACAAGUUUAAUAUAGACCAGAGUGGGGUAAUUAUGCUCAAGGUUGUGAUGCAAUAAUAUUUCUUGUUGAUACUUCAAAUCAAGCCACUCUGGGAACAUCAAAGAAGGAAUUGCACAAUUUAUUAGAUAAUAAAUCUUUGCGUAAUAUUCCACUAUUAGUGAUUGGAAAUAAAAUAGAUGUAAAUCCACAUUUGAAUGAAAAGUAAAUGAUAGAAGGUCUAAAUUUGGAUUACAUAACAUCUAAUGCUUGGGCAGUUGCAAUGUGCAGUGCUUUGACUGGAAACAAUAUAACGUAAGUGGUCGAUUGGUUAAUAACAAAGUCUAAGAAGCUCUGA
Paramecium tetraurelia is the source of this 699-nucleotide messenger RNA. RefSeq lists its product as uncharacterized. The transcript has 4 exons. The record is from RefSeq and is a predicted model, not a curated record. Lineage: Eukaryota; Ciliophora; Oligohymenophorea; Peniculida; Parameciidae. Gene Ontology annotation, molecular function: GTP binding; GTPase activity.